CUGUCGCGAUACCAAAUCCCCCUUCCACCCGAGAUCAUAGUUGAGAUUCUUUCAAGGCUACCAGUGAAGUCCUUAUGCCGCUUCCGGUGUGUAUCAAAGCCGUGGCGUUCUCUAAUCUCCAACACCAAAUUCAUUGCACAACACGACAAGAAAGCUCUCGAGGAUAGAGAGGUAUUCACAGGGGAGACGAAGAGUCCUUUUUAACAAAAUGGAAGUACUUGGUCUUUACUCUAUGGACCUAGAUAUGUUUCUCAAACAUGCAGAUAAUCAUGAUCAUUUAGUAACAGCCACCGAGCUCAAUUUUGUUUGCAAUGAGUUUCAUGCAGAUAAAGGACAUAGUAGACAACCUUGGAAAGGAUCCGUCUACUCCUGUAAUAACUUGUUGUUGGGGGAGACCAAGUAUGGGUAUUAUAUGAUCAAUCCUGCAACCAGAGAGAUGAAGAAUGUACCGAAGACACCGACAUGGAGACCUACGGCUGUCAGGCCCAUUCUCAUGAGCUUAUGUGGAUUUGGAUUUGAUUACUCCACCAAUGAGUAUAAGGUGGUUAACGGGCAGAUCUACAAUGACUACAUUGUAUUUAGUAUCUAUAGAUUGAAAACUGAUGUUUGGCGACGAAUAGAGUGCCACGCUUACAAGUAUGGUAAUGGUUUUCAAGGGAUCUUUCUGAAUGGAGCUAUUCAUUGGGUUGCAGAGAAAGUUAGUGUCGAACCCCCUCAGGUGAUUUUAACUUUUCUAUUAGCGGAGGAGGAGGUUGGCGAAAUUCAACUCCCACCCAUCACUACUUGUUCACCAAUAACACUGGGAGUGUUUAGAGAUUGUUUAUGUAUAACCUUUGGCAAUUAUAUUGAUCAAUUAUCUGAGGAGUUUUGGGUCAUGAAAGAGUAUAGGGUCAGUGAGUCUUGGACUAAAAUGAGGUUCUCCAUGCCAUAUAGGGUAUUACAGGGAUUUGGUUUCUCUACGAAAUCUCAUGAGGUGAUGUUGUGUGACAAUUCAUUUGUUAUGUACGACUCCCAAAAAGAAAGUUAUAAGAAGCUUCAAAUCCGUGAUACCCCUGCAGUGGCUUAUUGCCUUGGGGUUUAUGUUGAGGGGCUUUUUCCACUUAUUGAUCAUGCAAGAGACGACGAAUCAGAUGUGACACCCGACGAAGCAUAUAUGAAACAGAUCAUGUUCUAAUUAUUUGGGCGGCC
Molecule: messenger RNA, 1188 nt
Organism: Argentina anserina (silverweed cinquefoil)
Lineage: Eukaryota; Viridiplantae; Streptophyta; Magnoliopsida; Rosales; Rosaceae
Product: F-box/kelch-repeat protein At3g06240-like
Exons: 1
Coding region: 209-1174 (321 amino acids)
Source: RefSeq, a predicted model, not a curated record